AUGGCUGCCGUGCCGCUCUGCUCUGACCUGUUCAGCCUCCAGCCUCUCAACAAUUUCCUUCUCCGCACUUCUCUCCCCUGCUUUCCGUCUAUCCCCACCCACCGCCCACUGUUGCCAGCUGUGGCGAAUGUGACUCUAACGAGCAUCACGCUGCACAAGCACAUCAACUGGGUGUUUCUCCCCCAGGUCUUCCUCCUCUGUACUGACAGCAAUCACUCCGACUUGUUCAGUCAGCCUCUCAAUUUCUUUCUCCUCACUCCUCUUUCCUGUUUUCCACAUCCCCCGCCUCCCCGGUUGGCAGCUGUUGCGAAUGUGACUCUAACGAGCAUCACGCUGCACAAGCACAUCAACUGGGUGUUCCUCCCGCAGGUCUUCCUCCUCUGUGCUGAUGGCAACCGCUCCGACCUGCCCUUCUCACCGCCGCUCAACAUCCAAGUCAACCUCACGGGGAAGGAGGACUGGCAGCUGCUCUUUCUUAUGAACAGUGGCGGGUGCAAGUCAUGCGGCAUAUACGAGAAGAGUGGAUCGCAGACAGCUCCCUUCUCCCCCUUACCUGCUCUUCCCCUCUGCCUCUGCCCUUACCUGCUCUAUUUACCCUUCUUUUGCCGUCUCCCUCCCACAUCCCAGCCGCUAUUUCAAAUGGACAGUGGCGGGUGCAAGUCGUGUGGCAUAUAUGAGAAGGGGUGGAUCCCGCUAUUCCAAAUGGACAGUGGCGGGUGCAAGUCAUGCGGCAUGUACGAGAAGGGGUGGAUAGCAGACAGCCCCUACCUGCUCUUCCCGCUCUGCGAAUCCAACUUCUCCGCCCCCAAGGGCCACUCGCCCGCCCCCGGUGCCGCGGGCUUUGGGGAGCUGCUGCUGGCCGACCCAAAGGGCACUGUGGAGUUUGUGCUCUCAUGUCCUGCUUGCGUGCGAGACCUGGAGAUGAGCACAGGAGACGGCGAUGUUCACACGGCACCUGCACCUCAAGGCUUGGGGGUGGUCGUCUGGGUGAUAGCAGGCGUGGCAGUAAUGGGUGUGCUUGUACUGCUCAUCACAUCUGUAGUGUACAUCACUAAAGGCGGCGAUCAGAUUCUUGAUGAAUCGGAGCGUGACAAGUUUCUUGAAAUGGGGGCUACGUCAUCAGAGGAGCCUCUUUACGCAUUAGGAAGAGAGCCUCGCCUUGCAUCCGAUGUGCUUAAAGGUGAUCCUGAUGACUACCUAUAG
Molecule: messenger RNA, 1203 nt
Organism: Closterium sp. NIES-65
Lineage: Eukaryota; Viridiplantae; Streptophyta; Zygnematophyceae; Desmidiales; Closteriaceae
Source: the annotation of a GenBank genome assembly